Molecule: messenger RNA, 1926 nt
Organism: Egretta garzetta (little egret)
Lineage: Eukaryota; Metazoa; Chordata; Aves; Pelecaniformes; Ardeidae
Gene: BRCC3
Product: BRCA1/BRCA2-containing complex subunit 3
Exons: 8
Coding region: 199-921 (240 amino acids)
Biological process (GO): double-strand break repair
Cellular component (GO): BRISC complex; BRCA1-A complex
Molecular function (GO): metallopeptidase activity; cysteine-type deubiquitinase activity; polyubiquitin modification-dependent protein binding
Source: RefSeq, a predicted model, not a curated record
CCCGGGUGGGGCUCAUGGGCCUGCGCUGGUGCGACCCGUGGGAUAGCGGUCUGCGGGCUCUUGCCUUCCACGUGGGGCUUGCUCACCGCGGCAGAGAACGUACAGGCUUGUAGGCGGGCGUUUCCCCGGCAGAGCUGUGCUGCUGAGCCUCCGGUUCCAGCUGCUGUGAAAGCUCAGUCAGGAAAACUUCCCAUCUGCAUGCCUGACUGUACUCUGAUGCGUACCUGUUCCCUACUGAAGGUUGACACCAGCCGAAUUGUUCAUAUCCAUUCUGUGAUCAUCCUGCGCCGCUCUGAUAAGAGAAAAGACCGUGUGGAAAUUUCACCAGAGCAGCUUUCAGCUGCUUCUACUGAAGCAGAGAGGUUGGCUGAAAUGACAGGACGUCCCAUGAGAGUUGUGGGCUGGUAUCACUCUCACCCUCAUAUUACUGUCUGGCCAUCACAUGUUGAUGUCCGCACACAAGCUAUGUAUCAGAUGAUGGACCAAGGUUUUGUAGGGCUUAUCUUUUCCUGCUUCAUUGAGGACAAAAAUACAAAGACAGGCAGGAUUCUCUACACAUGUUUCCAGUCCAUUCAGGCCCAGAAGAGCUCAGAAUACGAAAGGAUUGAAAUUCCUAUUCAUGUUGUCCCCCAUGAAACCAUUGGGAAAGUGUGUCUGGAAUCAGCUGUAGAGCUGCCCAAAAUCCUUUGCCAAGAAGAGCAAGAUGCCUACAGGAGAAUUCACAGCCUCACCCAUCUGGACUCUGUAACAAAGAUUCAUAAUGGCUCAGUGUUCACAAAGAACCUCUGCAGCCAGAUGUCUGCUAUCAGUGGUCCACUCCUUCAGUGGCUGGAGGACAGACUAGAGCAGAACAAACAGCGGGUGCAGGAACUGCAGCAGGAGAAAGAGCAGCUCCUGGAGGAACUAGCUGCUUUAGAGUGAAGGAGGAAAUGCAGACCCUUCAGAAAAAACUAAUGAAAAAAACUCUACAAGACCUCCUCCUGGCUGAAGGAUGGCCCUAUAUUGCCUUACAGUGAAGAUACUAGCUGUGCCUCACCUCUUGCCCCAUGCAGCAAAGAGUACUUCUACAGGAUAAGGGCUUUAUCUGCCCCAGCUUGAUGGAAAGCAGUGGUAUCUCUCCAGGUGCUGCAUGAUGCAGUGCAAUUCUAGCUCAGUGGGGGGGUUGGGCAGUACCUGAAGAGACUUCAGUUCUGGAAGGCACAUACCUAGGGAACAUGUUUCUUCCUCCCCUAUGUUUUGACGGAAGUCUUACUGCUUUACAUGUAUUCCAGGAGCCUAGAACAGAAGGGUAAGAGGGGAAAAGUGUCUGUGCAGUCAAUAUCUGAUGCUGCCAACUUCUGCUGCCUUUUAGUAGUUUCAGUUGACCGUGAUCUUACAUCUAGUAAUGUUCUGGAUUACUGGUUAUCCACCCAGGCAGGUAAGAAGUGGGAGGGAAGCUUGGGAAGCGACCAGGAAGAACUUUGACAUAAGAUCUGUGUUCAGCAUACUUCAAACCAAAUAAAGAAUUCCAAAGCCAGAGCUGUUUGGAGUUGAAAUGAAAUGGAUGCUACAAAGUGUCAGUGCCUCUAUUUUUGGACACAGUCUGUAUUCUCCAUGUAAUGCUGUUGCAUGCCCAGCACUGAGGUUCUCUACAAAAUGGACUUUCUGCUGGCUUAGUGGGAGGAGCGUGGUUCCUUCCCAGAGGGAAAAAGUUUAAGAUGCUGAGAAUAGAACUGAUAGAUAUGCAAACCUGUAAUUUUUACAUGCUGAACUUAAUUGCAGAAACUUCAUUAGACUGAAAUGGAACAAAAUACCUGUUGUUGAACUAAUCCUUUAAAUGUUCUUGCUGUUGCAUUUCAGAGUAUCCCCCCUCAUGUACAUCAUCUGCAUUCUGUUAUGUGAAGUCUGCCUCAUAAACAAAGGAACCAAUACCACAGUUAAAACUUA